GUCAAAAUUCGACAACACCCAACACCUUAUUUGUAGAAAACAUUAUUUUGGAUUUUUAUACCUUUUAGAGUUUAUAAUAUGUCGGGAAAUGUGUCAGCGACACGUUUGUCGAUGCUGCCCAUCGACAAGCUGCAGCGAGGGCAAAUCACUCCAGUGGCUUUGGAGGAUGGAGCCCUGAUCCCUGGUCGGAGCGUGUUCGCUAGUGAUAUGGUUCUGGCCAUGGACGAGGACGCUGAAAACGAUGAAGAUGAUGAUGAUAUUUACAGCUUGCCUUAUUUUCAAGCCUCUCUAUUUGCCACCAUCUUGGAAGACACUAUCACUGAAAUGCGGAUACUUGUGGACUGCAACUCCGAACUGGGUCUAAGCAAAGCCCUAGUGGACCUGGAACUCUUGAGGGCUCUCAAGUAUAAAGUGGCACAGCCUCUCGUCAAGGACGAACUGGACGGCAUCGACGUGCGCCGAUUGAACUGCGUGGAGUACAAGAUCAACAAGCUUGAUGCUGACAGGAAGAGCCUUCAAAAGUCGUUAUUGGACAUGUACUUGGAUCUGUCCCUGCGCAGAACAUUCCAGGCGCUGGCUUCGCACGUCCACGUCAUUGUGGACAAAAUUAACCACUACAACUUUCUUUUGGAGGACGAGGCAAAGAAUCGAGUUACUCGCCGAGAACUGGCCCGGCAGCUGAGACAGCAGCGAAACCACAUCAAGUCUGUGUUCUACGACACAGACUGCGUCAUUGAGGAUCUUAAAACACAAGUUGAAGAUGCAGCACUAAACUCGGAGAUCCGGAGCCGCUACGUCGAGAAUUGGCAGCGCGCGCGCACCGAACAGAAUACUCAGCUCAUCAACACUAAAGAGUCUCGUCCCUGCAACGUCAUUGAGUACUACAAGCAAAGAUCUGAUCACGAGCAAAGGGUGCACACUGAGGUAGAGCUUCUGACGACCAUCGUUAUCAAUGAAACAUUACAAAAGGUGGAAUCUUGGAUGAACAAGUACGACAAGGACAUGGAGGCAAUAGAACUUAAAAUCCAGAGGAUGAAGACCAAGCAUGUAUCCCAACUUGAAAGGAGGCAGGAGCUUGAAGACACGUUGGAAAAGCACGCGGCGCUCAUAAAACUGUGGGUAGAUUUCAAAGACGAACGGGAGAGAGCUCGCUUAUACAGAGAGAAGAUGCACAACGCAGCAACAGUAGUCCAGGCUUGGUGGCGAGGGUUGCUGGUCAGGAACCAGCUGGGACCUUACAAGCCAAUGCCCAAGAAAGGCGGGAAGCCAGCACCUGCAGAGAAACCAGGGAAGAAGAAGAAGUAACGAGGGUCUAUGGAAAAAUGAUGCCUCGUUUUUUGUACUAUGUGAUAUUAGUUAACUUUGUAAUCAUUUAAUUUGUUUAUGUCGUUUAUUUUGUAAUUUUGUCUAACUUAUUUUAAUUUGUUGUUAUUUAUUUUUGUAAUGAUGUUGAUUGAUAUUGAUAAAUUAAUAUUAAUUUGUAGCUUAGCUUUAUUUGAAAUUAAA
Ostrinia furnacalis (Asian corn borer) is the source of this 1506-nucleotide messenger RNA. Its product is annotated as dynein regulatory complex protein 9-like. NCBI's taxonomy places the organism in Eukaryota, Metazoa, Arthropoda, Insecta, Lepidoptera, Crambidae. Gene Ontology annotation, biological process: cilium organization. Gene Ontology annotation, cellular component: cytoplasm; motile cilium. The transcript has 9 exons. The record is from RefSeq and is a predicted model, not a curated record. The coding region runs from base 79 to 1305 and encodes 408 amino acids. Gene Ontology annotation, molecular function: protein binding.